Molecule: messenger RNA, 1560 nt
Organism: Ficedula albicollis (Collared flycatcher)
Lineage: Eukaryota; Metazoa; Chordata; Aves; Passeriformes; Muscicapidae
Source: the annotation of a RefSeq genome assembly
AUCUUACCUGUGACAUUCAUUAACCGAUGACUAUUCUCAACCAACCACAAAGACAUUGGUACCCUUUACCUUAUCUUUGGUGCAUGAGCCGGGAUAGUGGGUACCGCCCUAAGCCUCCUCAUUCGAGCAGAACUAGGACAACCAGGCGCCCUACUGGGAGACGACCAAGUCUACAAUGUAGUCGUCACAGCCCAUGCCUUCGUAAUAAUCUUCUUCAUAGUUAUACCAAUCAUAAUCGGAGGGUUCGGAAACUGACUAGUCCCCCUAAUAAUCGGAGCCCCAGACAUAGCAUUCCCCCGAAUGAACAACAUAAGCUUCUGACUACUCCCUCCAUCCUUCCUACUCCUCCUAGCCUCUUCUACAGUUGAAGCAGGGGUGGGAACAGGAUGAACCGUGUACCCACCACUUGCCGGAAACCUAGCCCACGCCGGAGCCUCAGUAGACCUAGCCAUCUUCUCCCUCCACCUGGCAGGUAUCUCCUCAAUCCUAGGGGCCAUCAACUUCAUCACAACAGCAAUCAACAUAAAACCCCCUGCCCUCUCACAAUACCAAACCCCCCUAUUCGUAUGAUCAGUGCUAAUCACUGCAGUCCUACUCCUCCUAUCCCUCCCCGUACUCGCCGCCGGCAUCACUAUGCUCCUCACCGACCGCAACCUAAACACCACCUUCUUCGACCCUGCAGGCGGAGGUGAUCCAGUGCUCUACCAACACCUUUUCUGAUUCUUCGGACACCCAGAAGUAUACAUCCUAAUCCUUCCAGGAUUCGGAAUCAUCUCCCACGUCGUAGCCUACUACGCAGGAAAAAAAGAACCUUUCGGGUAUAUAGGAAUAGUAUGAGCCAUGCUAUCCAUCGGAUUCCUGGGGUUCAUCGUCUGAGCCCACCACAUGUUCACAGUAGGAAUAGACGUAGACACCCGAGCAUACUUUACAUCUGCCACAAUAAUCAUCGCCAUCCCAACAGGAAUCAAAGUGUUCAGCUGACUUGCAACACUACACGGAGGCACAAUCAAAUGAGACCCACCAAUGCUAUGAGCCCUAGGAUUCAUCUUCCUAUUCACCAUCGGAGGUCUAACAGGAAUCGUCCUAGCAAACUCUUCACUAGACAUCGCCCUGCACGACACCUACUACGUAGUAGCUCACUUCCACUACGUCCUAUCAAUAGGCGCAGUGUUUGCAAUUCUAGCAGGCUUCACCCACUGAUUCCCACUGUUCACCGGCUACACCCUCCACUCUACAUGAGCCAAAGCCCACUUCGGCGUAAUAUUCGUAGGGGUCAACCUAACCUUCUUCCCCCAACACUUCCUAGGCCUAGCCGGCAUGCCACGCCGAUACUCAGACUACCCAGAUGCCUACACACUGUGAAAUACUAUUUCUUCCAUCGGCUCCCUGAUCUCCCUCACAGCCGUAAUCAUGCUAGUCUUCAUCAUCUGAGAGGCCUUCGCAUCAAAACGUAAAGCUUUCCAACCAGAACUAACAAGCACUAACAUUGAAUGAAUCCAUGGCUGCCCACCCCCAUUCCACACCUUCGAAGAGCCAGCCUUCGUUCAAGUCCAAGAAAGG